AUGGGGUGCGCGGGCUCCAAGGCCGCCACGGACGUCGCGGUGGCCGACGUCUACCGUCCGCCGCCCACCAGCGUCUCCCUCUUCGACAUCAGCGCCGUCGAGGAGCCCUGGCGCAUCGCCAAGAACAAAGUUGCCAAUAAGAAGGCGCCGGCGCCGCCGCCGGAGCUUGCGGGGCGGCGCGUGGUGAAGGACAACCCCUUUUUGAUGCGCGACCGCGAGAGCAAGGGCAGCGACGGCAGCGCGCCCAGGUGGAAGCGGCGGGACCCGUUCGAGGGCUGCCCCGAGCGGCGUCCGCCGGGCGCCGCGGGCGGCGGGGUGGUGCUCUACACGACGACGCUCCGCGGCGUGCGGCGCACCUUCGAGGACUGCGAGCGCGCGCGGGAGCUGGUGGAGGCCUGCGCCGAGGCGGCGGGCGUGGGGGCCGUCGACGAGCGCGACGUGUCGUUGCAUCCCGAGUACCUCCGCGAGCUGCGGGAGCUGCUGGCCGGCGACGGCUCAGGCGCGGCGGCGCCGCCGCCGCCGCGGCUCUUCGUGAUGGGGCGCUACGUGGGCGGCUCGGAGGAGUGCGUGAAGCUGGCCGAGUCCGGGAAGCUGAGGGAGAUGAUGCGGUGGGUGAAGGCGCGCGGCGAGGCCUGCGCGGCCAAGGACGGGCGCGGCUGCGAGGGCUGCGGCGGCGCGCGCUUCGUGCCGUGCUGGGAGUGCGGCGGCAGCUGCAAGGUGGUGGUGGAGAAGGGAGGCGAGGUGGAGAGGUGCGCCAAGUGCAACGAGAACGGGCUCAUGAUGUGCCCCAUCUGCCACUGA
Messenger RNA from Setaria italica (foxtail millet), 801 nucleotides. RefSeq lists its product as uncharacterized. The transcript has 2 exons. The coding region runs from base 1 to 801 and encodes 266 amino acids. The record is from RefSeq and is a predicted model, not a curated record. Lineage: Eukaryota; Viridiplantae; Streptophyta; Magnoliopsida; Poales; Poaceae.